Messenger RNA from Mixia osmundae IAM 14324, 891 nucleotides. RefSeq lists its product as uncharacterized. Gene Ontology annotation, cellular component: nucleolus; small-subunit processome. The transcript has 5 exons. Bases 1 to 891 code for a protein of 296 amino acids. The record is from RefSeq and is a predicted model, not a curated record. Gene Ontology annotation, biological process: rRNA processing. NCBI's taxonomy places the organism in Eukaryota, Fungi, Basidiomycota, Mixiomycetes, Mixiales, Mixiaceae.
AUGGUGGCGGGAAAGUUAGACAUUGCAAAGAAACAGCACAGAGAACGAUCGCAGCCUGUACAACGCAAACGGCUGGGUCUGCUCGAGAAGCAUAAAGAUUAUGUCAAACGAGCGAGGGACUACCAUGCCAAGAAGGACAAGAUCAAAGCACUCCAGACGAAAGCAAGUCAGCGCAACAAGGAUGAAUUCUACUUUGGCAUGAUCAAGGCAAAGACAAGGGGCGGUAUACAUGUGCAGGAUCGAGGGAAUACCGCCUUGCCGCAAGAGCUGGUACAAGUGUUGAAGACUCAGGACGCAAAGUAUAUCGAGCGAGCGCGAGCGUCAGAAGCCAAGAGGAUUGCAUCCGUCAAGGCGCAGCUGGCCGUCCUCAUCGAUGUCGGCAGAGAUGAGGAGACUGCCCGCUUAAUCUCUGGCUCGGCAGAAGCAGGGCCUAGCAAGCCAAGCAAGACCAUCUUCGUCGACACACUGGAUCAAAUGAAACGCUACAAGCCGCAAGAGGUUCGCAGCAGCAAGACAAAGCCAGGGGCAGCGCCCGAGGACGAAGAUAUCCGGGCAGCGCAAGCAGCUAAGCAUCGGACGAGGCUGCAGCUAGAACUCAAGGCGCGGCUCGAACGCGACCAAGGACUCGCACGAGCGCAGAGAGAGCUAGAGCUUACGCGGCAGCUGAUGCGCAAGGGGUCGAAGAAGCUCUUGGACAGAUCGAAAGCAGCCGGGGAGGAGUCGAGCAUUUCGCGCGCAGAGGAAGAAGAUGAUGAGAUCGCGCUGAGACAGAUGCGCAACGGAGCAAGGCUUGAGGGGCUACCUCAAACAAAGCUGCCCGAGCCGCAUCAACGAGAAGGCGUCACGACUGGCGCAAGAGUCUGGAAAUGGAAGAACGUGAGACAACGUUGA